Callorhinchus milii (elephant shark) is the source of this 1872-nucleotide messenger RNA. It is a transcript of the gene chst7, whose product is annotated as carbohydrate (N-acetylglucosamine 6-O) sulfotransferase 7. The record is from RefSeq and is a predicted model, not a curated record. Gene Ontology annotation, biological process: N-acetylglucosamine metabolic process; carbohydrate metabolic process. The coding region runs from base 45 to 1301 and encodes 418 amino acids. NCBI's taxonomy places the organism in Eukaryota, Metazoa, Chordata, Chondrichthyes, Chimaeriformes, Callorhinchidae. Gene Ontology annotation, cellular component: Golgi membrane. The transcript is spliced from 3 exons. Gene Ontology annotation, molecular function: N-acetylglucosamine 6-O-sulfotransferase activity; chondroitin 6-sulfotransferase activity.
ACGAGCGCGUGCUAACCACUGAGCUACAGGAUUCCACAGAUGAGAUGAAGAAAUUUCAAAAGAAGUAUCUGAUGGUCAUCCUGAUCUACUCAAUGUUUUUGUUGAUCUAUUCUUACCUACUGGAUUGUACAAGGAAGCCUGGGACUCUGGAGGAGCAGGUGGUGGGCAGAGAUUGCCAAGCUAGUUCAGCGCCCUUGGGCUGGGAGGAGAAGGAAGUUGAGGUCCAGUUGGAUAGAGAGGACGACGGGAACCGGUUGCCAAGGAAGCAGCACAUUUACCUGCAUGCUACCUGGAGAACCGGCUCAUCCUUCGUUGGCGAACUCUUCAAUCAACAUCCCAAGGUCUUCUACCUUUACGAGCCAAUGUGGCUGAUGUGGCAGGAGCUGUUCCCAGGAAACGCCAAGAGUUUGCAAGGAGCGGUCAGGGACAUGCUGCGCUCCCUCUAUCUCUGCGACUUCUCAGUACUCAAGCUCUACACCUCCUCCUCCAUGGGGGACGUGAAGCUGACCACCCACUCUGUCUUCGGCUGGAAGAACAACAAAGUCAUCUGCUCCGCCCCGCUCUGCCACGCCUACACCAAGGAUCAUGUGGAGUUGGUCAACGGGGAGAAGUGUGGGAAGCAAUGCCCGCCCAGGGACAUUAAGGAGCUGGAGAGGGAGUGCAGGAAGUAUGAUGUGAUCGUUAUCAAGGACGUCAGGGUGUUGGACCUCAAGGUGUUGCUGCCUCUGAUGCAAGAUCCCUCCUUGAACUUCAAAGUCAUCCAGCUCAUGCGAGACCCCAGGGCUGUGCACAACUCCAGGAUGAAAUCCAAACAGUCAUUGGUGAAGGAGAGCAUCCAAGUAUUGAAAAGCAAGAAGAGAUCAGAGAAAUACAAGAGUCUCUGGGCGCCUGGCAAGUCUCACCGAGUGGACACCUAUGUGUCCAGUGCCCUGGAGGUCAUCUGCGAGAGUUGGAGCAAGGAUUUGGCUUUGGUCAGGGACUCGCCAUCCUGGGUUCGGAGCAGAUAUGUGAUGGUCCGCUAUGAGGAUCUGGUGCUGAAACCACGGGAUACCUUGAGGGCAUUGUAUGGUUUUGCCAACAUAACGGUUUCACCGGCCACUGAGAUGUACGUGCUGAACAUGACCAAAGGCGAAGGAUAUUCCUCGGAAAAGCCGUUCUUGAUCUCUUCCAGAGAUGCAAAGGAAGCCAUCAGGGCUUGGAGGAACGGGCUGAGCCUUUGGCAGAUACAACAGGUGGAACAAAGCUGUCAGGAGGCUAUGAAAGUACUGGGUUACCAACCAAACAACAUAGACAACACCUAAACAUCUGUCAACACCCAAUAUUCCUUGAUUAUUGGACCAAGAUCUUCACGUGUGAAACCACAAAAUGGUGGAGAAAUCAAGACAGUAACAUCAGACAAGAGUACUAAAUGAACAAAAAACACACAUGUGUGAAUGGGACAGGAGUUGGUUUAUCCAAAUUUAUAAACAAGAUCCUGACUGCGCUCUGGACAUAUUCCAGGCUCACCUCUUCCUCAAGAAUUGCUGUCCAUCUGUACCAUCAGUGCAAACAGCACCAUUGCUGAACAACAAGAACAACAACAACAACUUGCACUUAUAUAGUGCCCUCCAUGCUGGGCAGCGUCUCAGAGCACUAACAGGAUUCCAAGCACGAUGCAGGUGACCACAGGGGCGUUGAUCACCCCAAUCAGCUGAGCUUCGCAAAUCAAGGACGUAACAUUUGUCGUUUGUUGUUGUAUAACAUUUAAUGAUCACACUUUUGAAAUUAUAAUGAAAAAUACUUGAAGCCCACACUUUACUGAAAGUUAUCUCGGGCCAAGUAUUGUAUAGUAUACGAAUUGUCGGUCUUGUUGAAAUAUAUCGGCUUGAAGUA